AUGUGCCGACGACCUCUUCCGCCGUCCCACCAUGAAUUUCACACGUCAAACCAAAGUUAGAGUCUUCGGGAAAGUGGGGGAAAAGAAUCGCUAUCCUAUCUAGCAAGAUUUGCAGGUGGCGGAUUGUUGGUGGAUAUGAUGAAAAGAGCCACGCAGACCAAGCAGUUUGCGGAGUUGGAUCACGCGAUGAGAACGAAAGUAGAGCCGUUUCUGUACAACAAGGGAAAAGGUAAAUGGAUACCAGUGGACAAAUUGGUUCUUCUACGAAAUAAAGAUCGUCCGCGGCAUAAAAUGCUGCCGCCUUUAAAAGCUAUGGAAAAUCCAGCUGAUUACGAUAUCGAUAAAGACAUGGGCGACGAGGAAGUUGACGAAGCUAAGAUAGAUAAAAGCAAAUAUAGAUUGGUAUGUUGGAAUUUAAGCGACAGAGGUGCUGUCGGCGAAACCAUUUUGCAUUUAUGCAUGUUGCACGCGACCGCCAUUCAUGCUGAUUUGGCAAAACGAUUGUUACGUUUCUAUCCGAAGCUUAUAAACGAUAUUUAUCUAAGCGACGAGUACUAUGGAGAGAAUGUCUUGCACAUCGCUAUCGUAAACGAGGAUCCAUCGAUGGUUAAGUUCCUUCUCGAUAGUGGAGCAGACGAUCCGCGUAUUAUCCACGAAAGGUGCUUCGGCAACUUCAUGAGCCCAGAAGAUCAGAAGACGUCGAGGUUUGACAAUAUGGACCACGAAUGGGUGUGUGUCUCACCAGAAACCAAUUAUAACGGUUAUGUGUACUGGGGAGAAUAUCCGCUAAGCUUCGCCGCUUGUCUCGGUCAGGAAGAGUGCUACAGGCUUAUAUUAGCCAGAGGUGCGGAUCCUGAUAAGCAGGAUACGAAUGGCAAUACCGUUAUGCAUAUGCUGGUGAUAUACGAGAAAUUGGCCACGUUCGACAUGGCUUAUGAAGUAGGGGCUUCUCUUGGCAUAAGAAACGUUCAACAUCUGACUCCGUUGACUUUGGCUGCAAAGUUGGCCAGGAUUGAGAUGUUCUUUCACAUCAUGAACAUCGAAAGAGAGAUAUACUGGCAAAUCGGCAGCAUAACUUGCGCAGCCUACCCUUUAUCGCAAAUAGAUACGAUCGACGUUAAUACGGGGACAAUCAACAAUAAUUCUGCCUUGAAUCUAGUUGUUUUUGGUGAUAAAGAUGAACAUUUAGAGUUAAUGGACGGUGUGCUAGUCGAUCUUUUAAACGCCAAGUGGAACACCUUCGUCAAAUCCCGAUUCUACAAUCAAUUCUUUCUCUUCUGUUUCUACUUCGUAUUGUCGCUAAUUAGCUUAACCCUUCGACCUGGCCCAUCGACCAUAGAAACAGACGAAAAUGCAAACGAUACGUCGACGAGGACGAAUUCCUCCAAUAUAACGGAGCCUAUAAUUCUCAAGACUCUCCAAAGCUCGGAUCUAUCAGAAUUGGUUACGAAUAGCCUCGUGGCGGCUUUUACCUCGAAUUUAAAAUCAUCCUUAAAUAUGACGCAGGAAUCGCUGGAGAAGAUCCAGCUGCAAGUAACGUCAAACAUCACGUCAGCCCUGAAGAGCAUUUUGCUCUUGACGCUGAACGCAAACGAGGGCAUUCUGAGUCCUCCUGACGAGGCCGCCAUUCAUACGCUGUGGUAUACCGAUAGCCCUCCAAACGCGUCGGACUAUUUCAUGGAUACUUACAACAAAACCGACGUGAAUUCAACUGUCAAGGCGAUCAUCGACGGCGUCGCGCGACCAAAAUUUAAUCGCGACUAUUGGUGGGGUGAUUUCUCGGAGGAGUGCAGAUUGAUGCAGCUAUCAGAAAUGAGUGCAAAGAUUCGUCUAACUGCGGAAAUUUUUAUGUUCAUCGCAGCGGUGCUCUACAUCUUGGCUGCGUUGCGGGAGGCGAGAUUCUUAGGUCUUCAUAUGUUCAUCGAAAAUCUCAUGACAGUACCGUCACGCGUGAUGUUCCUGAUCUCGUGCUGCAUCCUAAUGUGGUUCCCGGUUCUGCGAUUUACCUGCUCCGACGAGGUCGAGGAUAUGCUAGCGGUCGUGGUGAUGCUGACGACGGCACCGUACUUUCUAUUCUUCUGCCGAGGUUUCAAGACGGUUGGACCAUUCGUCGUGAUGAUUUACAGGAUGAUCAUGGGCGACCUCAUCAGAUUCGUCUCCAUCUACCUCGUCUUCGUCAUGGGAUUCUCUCAAGCAUAUUACAUCAUAUUCCUGUCAUUCGACAAUCCGAACACUCCAGAGGGCAUCGACGACUCUAUCACGAAUCCGAUGCCAUCGCCGAUGGAAAGUGUUAUGGCGAUGUUCCUGAUGAGCAUGACAAAUUUCGGUGAUUACUAUGGUGCAUUCGACAGAACCGAGCAUGAAUUCGAGGCCAAGCUGCUGUUUGUAUUGUACAUGGCGAUCGUGGCAAUCUUGCUCGUUAACAUGUUGAUCGCUAUGAUGGGCAACACUUACCAGAAGAUCGCCGAAACCAGGAACGAAUGGCAACGGCAAGUACGUCGUCAAUACGUUUCGUGCCGCGUGUACCAUUCUGCCUUAUAA
Messenger RNA from Mycetomoellerius zeteki, 2541 nucleotides. It is a transcript of the gene nan, whose product is annotated as transient receptor potential cation channel subfamily V member nanchung. Lineage: Eukaryota; Metazoa; Arthropoda; Insecta; Hymenoptera; Formicidae. Gene Ontology annotation, cellular component: plasma membrane. The record is from RefSeq and is a predicted model, not a curated record. Gene Ontology annotation, molecular function: calcium channel activity; protein binding. Gene Ontology annotation, biological process: calcium ion import across plasma membrane. The transcript is spliced from 13 exons.